Molecule: messenger RNA, 1293 nt
Organism: Spea bombifrons (plains spadefoot toad)
Lineage: Eukaryota; Metazoa; Chordata; Amphibia; Anura; Pelobatidae
Gene: TAF8
Product: TATA-box binding protein associated factor 8
Exons: 8
Coding region: 73-984 (303 amino acids)
Biological process (GO): transcription initiation at RNA polymerase II promoter
Cellular component (GO): transcription factor TFIID complex
Molecular function (GO): protein heterodimerization activity
Source: RefSeq, a predicted model, not a curated record
CGUGCGUGCGUAGUCUCUGCGUGGAGUGGACUACAUCUCCCAGCAUGCUCCCACAGUAGGUCCAGAUCUAAAAUGGCGGAGAAUUCAGUUGCUGUUGUUUCGGGAAGCAGUGGACAGAAGUCCUGUGUCCGUGGCAUCUCUACCCCUGCUGACAACUACUUACUGGCACGUAGGCGUACUCUUCAAGUGGUUGUUAGCUCCCUGCUUACUGAGGCUGGCUUUGAAAGUGCAGAGAAAGCAGUUGUGGAGACUCUCACUGAGAUGUUACAAAGCUACUUAUAUGAGAUUGGACGCAGUGCAAAGUCUUACUGUGAGCACACGGCUCGGACUCAGCCCUCAUUGCCGGAUAUUGUUGUGGCCCUGAUAGAGAUGGGUUUCAGCGUGGACACUUUGCCUGCCUAUGCUAAACGUUCCCAGAGGAUGGUGAUAACUGCGCCUCCUGUGACUAAUCAGCCAGUAACACCUAAAGCUCUGAGCGCAGGACAGAACAGACCACAUCCUUCCCACAUUCCAAGUCACCUCCCAGAAUUUCCAGACCCUCACUCUUAUAUAAAGACCCCAACAAGCCGAGAGCCACUGUGCGAUUACCAGGUCCUGCGGGAAAAGGCAGCAUCACAGCGAAGAGAUGUAGAGAGGGCGCUAACUCGAUUCAUGGCAAAAACUGGGGAGACGCAAACUCUUUUCAAAGACGACACUAGCACCUUCCCAUUGAUUGCAGCCAGGCCUCUUUCCAUUCCAUAUUUGAAUGCUCUCCUUCCAUCAGAGCUGGAGCUUCAGCAGGUAGAAGAGACAGAUUCAUCAGAGCAAGACGACCAGACGGACACAGAAAAUCUUUCUGUGCACUUGCAGCCGGAAGAAACAGGGGCAGAGAAGGAACAUUCUUCUGUUCUGCAGCAGAAUACGCUAAAGGGGGGAGAGGAGACCCUAAUAGAUAACCCAUACCUACGGCCAGUGAAAAAACCAAAGCUCAGACGCAAGAAGUAAAGAAAUGUGUUAGGGGAGCCACAAUUCCUUUCAUGGACAAAACUAUACAUUUACUUAAAUUCGUGGGAAAAAAAAUCUUCACCACCACCCAACCUGCAGCUUUUGUGGACAGUUAAUGCAUACUGGUUGUGAACAUUUUAAGGAUGACUAGUCCUCUCUGCAUUAGAAUUAUGUUUUUCUUUCGGUGCAGUGUAGAUUGUGGUACACUUGAUUAAUAAAGUGCACUAAAUUUUUUGGGGCAUGAUACAUUAACAGAUCAUAAGAUUACAGAGAUUACAGUGCACUGGAUAAACUGACACACAAAUAAAA